Molecule: messenger RNA, 192 nt
Organism: Cylicostephanus goldi
Lineage: Eukaryota; Metazoa; Nematoda; Chromadorea; Rhabditida; Strongylidae
Source: the annotation of a GenBank genome assembly
AUGUCAAAAGCUCCAGAACUUGGAGACAACAUGUCAGUGCUCAGGAAAAUGCCCACGAUUUUCAUGCACUGGUAUCAUCAUGCGAUGACUUUUGUCUAUGCUGCCAUUACUUACUCACAUCAAGCUUGGGCACAAUGGUCUCUAACACUCAAUCUCACUGUCCACACUACUAUUUUGGAGUACGAGCUCUAA